Molecule: messenger RNA, 717 nt
Organism: Paramisgurnus dabryanus
Lineage: Eukaryota; Metazoa; Chordata; Actinopteri; Cypriniformes; Cobitidae
Gene: calml4a
Product: calmodulin-like 4a
Cellular component (GO): myosin II complex
Molecular function (GO): calcium ion binding
Source: RefSeq, a predicted model, not a curated record
AACAAGGCUAUCAAUUACGUCAACACUGCAGUGGACUUUAGUUUCUACAGGUAAUCCAAAGGGAGUGACUCUGAAACAAUUGAACAACUGAAACAAGUGUUUAAACAUGGCAAAAUUCCUAUCACAAACUCAGAUUGAUGAGUUCAAAGAAUGUUUUUCGCUUUAUGACAAGAAGCGGAAGGGGAAGAUUGAUGCUAAAGAUCUUAUCACAGUCAUGCGCUGCCUGGGUACAAGUCCCACUUAUGGUGAAGUGGACAGACAUCUUCAAGUCCACAAAAUAGAUAAGACGGGAGAGCUGGACUUUUCCAUUUUUCUAACUAUGAUGCACAGACAGAUGCAACAAGAGGAUCCUAAGAAUGAAAUUCUGGAUGCUAUGCGCAUGACAGACAAACACAAAAAGGGCUACAUCCUGGCCUCUGAGCUUCGUGCCAAACUCACUGGAUUGGGAGAAAAGCUCACUGAUAAAGAAGUGGAUCAACUUUUUAAGGAGGCUCAUGUUGGACCUGAUGGACUUAUUCACUAUGAAGAGUUCACCAGAAUGGUUACACUUCCUACAGUAGACUACUAAUAAAUGUUGUAUCUAAAAGAGUGCAUAGGAGCCUAACAAACUAAAUAAUGCAGUUAUUUACUGGCAAGAAUGGGAUAUUUUAUUUCUCCUUUAUACAUUGUAUAUAAAAAAUUAUUGAUUAAAUUUAAGAAAACUAUUUUGAUAUUUCC